Messenger RNA from Eimeria tenella, 1890 nucleotides. RefSeq lists its product as uncharacterized. The coding region runs from base 1 to 1890 and encodes 629 amino acids. NCBI's taxonomy places the organism in Eukaryota, Apicomplexa, Conoidasida, Eucoccidiorida, Eimeriidae. The record is from RefSeq and is a predicted model, not a curated record. The transcript has 2 exons.
AUGUCAAGUGUGGACUUGGAGCUGACUCAAUGGGAGGCGGAACCACUUUAUUUGACGACCUCCCCUGCAUUCAUGCCACGAUUUGGGGGCGAAAGGGCCGUGUACGAGUCUCCUUGGUCUAUAACGGCAGCGGUUCAAUGCCAAAAGUUCCCUACGAGGGCCCCGAAACUUAUAGCCAGUCUUUUGAUUCUAGCCCUAGUAAUGACGAUGUACUUCUGCCACCUGAAGAAAAACCAACAGCGCGGCUCACCUACGACUAUCCGCAGGCUUGCAGGUGACGGAAGUACAGACAAGACUUCCGCAAAUAAUAGAUUGGGAGAGGAGCAAUGCCAACGAUUUAACGAUGCGCUAAGGCCAGUAGGGCUAGAUAUCUUGGAUCGCCCUCUUCUUUCCCUUCAGGGGAGCGCCGUUGCGUCAAAUGAGCAGCCACCAAGUGAGCAGGGGAAAGAAACGGCAAACAUCGAUAUGGAAGCUGGUAAAUUGGUGCAGCCGUCAGCAACAGAGAGAAUUGCCGAAUGGUCGAUGGACCCUAUAGGAAACUUGGACUCAUUGAUACAGUUCUCAUCAGGUGCUCCACCGACUUCGCCUUCGUUUCGCAGUAGAAGACUCCCGUACUCAGACGACGAUGCAGAUCUCCCAUCCGAGCGUCAUAAUACAGAAUUUUUAUCUUCCCUGUCAGAAGAAGCUCUACAAAGCUACGCACAAUUGUAUGCGCAGUCUGGAGAAUCUCCAGCAAACAACGGUUACACCGCGAGUCCGGAAGAACCUUGUGCAACCUCAAAUUCAAGACCGCAUCCGGAUCCUGUAGAGAAUUAUACACUUCAGUGGAUACUUGGGGGGUUACGUGCUUCUUUGGACCUACCAGUGCUCUCAGGAGAUGCAGUGAGUACAUAUUUUGAAUCACAGACCAAAGAGCUGUCUACCGCAGGAAGCGGUGGUAGUGGCAUUUCUUCGCCAUGGCCCUCGCCUCAGCAACAUUUGGAUGCUGCAGGCGCUACUGAUACGAACUGCAGAGAAAACUCUGCAAAUGCGCUGGAGUCACCUGGUGAGUGGGACCCACAGGAAACCUCUCCCCAUUUAGAGGUCCAGUCUGAAAACAUGUCGGUAUCUGUUCCUCACACGCCUGUGGAAGACAAUCCUCUUCAAACUUCCCCCUCGGGAGCCACAGAAGAAAAGCGGACACAGGACCUUUUCUCGCCACAGAACUCCAUUCUGCUCACCCUGCUAAGCAACUCCUCGCCAGAGGCAGAAAGAGACGGCAAGGAUUUGCCUAAUUAUGCGAAUCAUCCAUUUUACCAGCUUCCGGUAGUUUCGCCAGGGGUGCAAGUCGAGCCAUUCAACGUGGAAUAUGCUUUUGAAAAAGUAAAGCCAACAUGGGGAUUUUCAGCGAAACUUCGCCCUAUAAGGGUUUUGCUACGCAAGAAAGAACUAUCUCAGAGGGAGACAGAGAUACUUGUACGCCUUGCCGAACAACUUGUGGCCUAUGCUGACAAAUCCUUGAAAGGUGACAUAGUGGUGUUGAAUGCAUCACGCGCCUCUGGAAAACUGGCUCGUCGGUUUCUUGCAGCAGAUGCACUGUGGUCUAUUUGUAGAGUCGUGGGUCCUGCAAUGAGAAUGGAAAGUUGGUGGCGAGAACUAAUGAGGAGGAUGGCAUAUCUCCCAACCUUGCAGGGUCAGAUAAACGCGAUUAAAAAUCCUUUUCGAUGUCCCUUUAUCCGUCGGCUUCUUUCCGCGCUUCAAUUAUAUAGCGUAGGAAGACGACCAACUGCAAAAGAGGUAGUGGAAAUAAAGCAGUGGAUAUUCUGCCCUCCCAACACUGUCACGGAAUUCGCCAGGGGUAUAUGGGACCCGUGGAGGAAAGAUAAUGAACUUUUUUUAAGUCCUCAGUGA